ACGGUGACGCGCUCGGAGGAAACAGCCGCACGCAUCGCUGCAGUUCAGACGCUCGAGGAGCGAAACCUCUGUGUGUUUCUGCGCCACCGCAAAAAACAGAUUCACCUGCUUCGAGAUUCUCUCUGCUGCUGCGUGGAUUACCGACCUGAUGCGGCCGAAACUCGCCUCAGAUAAGUAGGAAAUAACUCAACCUGUUCCUUUAAACCGAUUCCACAUCAGCAAACACCAAAGUACACCUCAAAGAUUUACCACCUCUUAUUAUAGAGACUUUCAUCUGGUCAAUAAUCAUCCGGAUAGUGUAUUUAAUCCCUAAAGAGGUGACAAGUUUUUAUUAUCUCGGAGCCCAGUGUUGUUUAUGAAUGCGUGACGUGGAAGUAAACUCUGCAUUAUUCUUGGAUGAAAAAGCCCAGAGGCGCAGCUCACUUUGGGAACUAAUGUGAAUUGAAAGCACUAGGAUGUAGUUGUUUUUUUUGUUGGAGGAUCCGGACCUGGAGAAUGAACUCAGUGAGCCACCUCUGCUUACUUCUUUCUGGGCUAUAAAGACACAUCAAGCCAUGGGUUGAAACCGACCAUGAUAGACUGCGGGGAUAUUCAACGUGGGAGGGAGCAGCAUUUUCUGUGUUAUGUAAUGAUUGACAGUGCCUGAUAAUUACUGGUAGAUCAUCAAUAACAUCACCCCCACCCCACCCCCCCUCCAUCACCCCUCCAUCACCCCUAUCCCCCCUUACCCUGUAUGAGGCUAAAGAGUGCUUAAUGUAUGUGAGAUGUUUUCUACUAAAAGUUAAUGAGCAGUUUAUUUGUCAGUGGAUAAAUUCAUAUUCUGCUUAUGUAUAUUUUUGUUAAAGCAAUUUCAUUAUAGAUCUUUGAUCAGCCUCAUUUAGACAAUACUUACCUCUGUCACCCUCCACCCUCCUCCAUCCAAUCUCAGUUUGUUUUGCUUCAUUUUAAUAUUCAUCAUGACGCCCCAAACUCUUGACCCGCUCCGUGCCGAUUUGGCACCGUCUUUCAAAAUGACUGUAACUUCAGCAAAACAGACAACUCUGUUUGAACUCUCUUCCCGGCGUUGCAAUAUCUUUAACGGCCACUAAGAUGCUCUAAUGAUCAUUUUUGCCCUCAGAUUUGGGUGAUAUGUAGUCACUCUGAAACUCUCAACCUCUUAAUCUCUGUGACUUCCUGUUUUUGAACAUCUGAAGCCAUCAGUUAUCUCCACUAGAGCCUUUCGUUCGUCCCUCCCUCCCCCCCACUCUUCAGGGCUGGUGGGGGGGGUGGAUCUCGGCCCCCGUGGGGUCGAAGCUGUGGCGGCGGCCUGUGGUGGUGGUCGUACCCCCAUAGGCAGGGCUCCCGCCAUGGAGACCAGCCCGGAGAGCCCCAACCGGGCCGUGGAGUACCUCCUGGAGCUCAACAACAUCAUCGAGAGCCAGGCCAAGCUCCUGGAGACGCAGCGGCGGCGCAUCGAGGAGCUGGAGGGCCAGCUGGACCGGGUCAGCCAAGAGAACCAGGACCUGAGGCAGGAUCGCAGCCCGCAGACGCCUGGUUCGGACACUCCCGUGCAGAACCACAACCACAGCCAGCCUCUAUCCCUCCCCAUCCAUCAUGGCAGUGGUGGAGGUGGUGGAGGUGGUGGAGGUGUUGGCGGUGGCGGGGGCAGCAGUGGGAACGGUAGCACCCCAACGGCUCAAGUGGCGGCUGCACCAUCCACAGCUCCAGUGCCCAGCAGGGAGAGGAGGACCCACACCAGGUUGACCAGAGGUGUCUCCUGCAGCUCCUCAACCACCGAGCGAGACCGGCUCGAACGCACCGACAGCACCGACACCAACACCAGCUCCACCAUACGGAGAAAUGUGGAAGGGGAUUCCCAGUGUCCAGAGACGGGCACCCACAAAGACAGCUCAUUCAGCCAGGCGCCUUACCUGCGCGGCUCAGAGCGCUACACUGACAGCAGCACCAGCAGCGCACCCUCCGCAUCCAGGGACCCUUCAUGCGUGUCCGCCUCCAGUUCAGCCAGCUUGGCCUGGGCACUGCGAACGCGCCACCAACCUGCGAGUCUGGCCCUCCGCAAGCAAGAGGAAGAGGAGAACAAGAGAUGCAAGGCCCUCUCAGACAGCUAUGAACUAUCGACGGAUAUGCAGGAUAAGAAGGUGGAGAUGCUGGAGAGAAAGUAUGGUGGCUCCUUUGUAAGUCGCAGAGCAGCUAGGAUCAUUCAGACGGCCUUCAGGCAGUAUCGCAUGAACAAGAACUUUGAGCGCCUUAGAAGUUCUGCGUCAGAGAGCCGCAUGACACGCCGCAUCAUCCUGUCCAACAUGAGACUGCAGUAUUCCUUCGAUGAGCGACAGCCUCAGCAGCAGGCCCAGACACAGACCAACUUCACCCACAAUGUCGCCAUAGGGCCUCCUCAUUCCCCCGACCCAGACCGGCCCGGAGACUACACCCGCUUAGAGGACUCCUUCUCCAAACAGGUCAAGUCCUUAGCUGACUCCAUAGAUGAUGCCCUCACCUGCCGCGCGGGUCGCGAUGACUCCCAGGAGGGCAGCAGGGAGGGCGGAGGGAUUAGUGAAGACUUCGGGGAGUGCGUGUGGAGCAGCAGCAGCAACCCCUCCUCCCAGAGAGGUUUGGGAGAACGAGCCAGGGGUGCUGGAGGAGGACUCAGUAUGCAUGGCGACAGCACCGCCACCUCGUACAGUGACGUCACCCUUUACAUGGACGAUGGCAUGCCGACAUCCCCACUGUCCCUGGAUCGGGCGCCCAGCAGCACAGAUACGGAGUACUGGGGCCCCGGUGGUGGCGUCGGAGGCCGAGAGGACAGCAGGGACACUGAGGGAGGGGGCAGCAGUAACAGUCGGCGCAGCACCCCGUGCACCGAAUGCAGGGACUAUCGACUAAGGGGCGCACAUCUGCCUCUCCUCACUAUCGAGCCGCCCAGCGACAGCUCGGUGGACAUGAGCGACCGCUCAGAUCGUGGCUCUCUGACAAGACAGCUGGUCUACGAGCAGGAGCCUGGGGUAGGGGCUGGCUCCCCUCAGGGAACCGUCAAACACUCCCCCAACACGGGCACCCGCCCUUCCUCCACGGCAGCGGCCCAGGGUCAGACCCGGGCCCCUGGCAGACCCAUACCCACACACAUCCCUCACCAGGUGGCGGCACACCACCACCAUCACCACCACCCUAUCCACCACCAUCAGUACCCGGACACGCCAUCGUCGUCCUCCUCCCCCCAACAGCCCCCCACCACUCCUCUGUCCUCCUCCUCCUCCACAGCUCUGCCACCCGGCGGUCUGGAGCAGCCGUGCUGCUCGGAUGGAGACAACGACUCGCUCAACUCCACCACCAACUCCAACGAGACGGUCAACUGCAGCUCGGGCUCCUCGUCUCAGGACAGCCUUCGGGAGCCUCUUCCACCUCUGGGGAAGCAGACCUACCAGAGAGAGAGCCGCCAUAGCUGGGACUCCCCGCCCUUCAACAGCGAUGUGGUGCAGAGACGCCAGUACCGCAUAGGUCUCAACCUCUUCAACAAGAAGCCAGAGAAAGGGAUCCAGUACCUGAUAGAGAGAGGUUUUGUAUCAGACACUCCUGUUGGGAUUGCUCGUUUCAUCCUGGAAAGGAAGGGCCUCAGCAGGCAGAUGAUUGGAGAGUUCCUGGGAAACCGGCAGAAACAAUUCAACAAAGAUGUUUUAGACUGUGUGGUGGAUGAGAUGGACUUCUCAGGGAUGGACCUGGACGACGCUCUCAGGAAGUUUCAGGCUCAGAUUAAAGUUCAAGGAGAAGCUCAGAAAGUGGAGCGGCUCAUAGAGGCUUUCAGUCAGAGAUACUGUGUGUGUAAUCCAACGCUGGUUCGGCAGUUCCAGAACCCGGACACCAUCUUUAUCUUGGCCUUUGCCAUCAUCCUCCUCAACACGGACAUGUACAGUCCCAACGUCAAAGCUGAGAGGAAGAUGAAGCUAGAGGAUUUCAUCAAGAAUUUGAGAGGCGUAGACAAUGGUCAGGAUAUACCCAGGGACCUACUGGUUGGGAUCUACCAGCGGAUACAGAAAUGGGAGCUGCGGACCAACGAUGACCACGUGUCCCAAGUGCAGGCAGUGGAGAGAGUCAUUGUGCUGUCCCUUCCCCAUCGUAGGCUGGUGUGUUGCUGCCAGCUCUACGAGGUCCCUGACCCCAACAGACCUCAGAGGACAGGAGUGCACCAGCGAGAGGUCUUCCUCUUUAACGACCUUCUGGUGGUGACCAAAAUCUUCCAGAAGAAGAAAACCUCAGUGACUUAUAGUUUCAGACAAUCUUUCCCGUUGGUUGAGAUGCAAGUGCACAUGUUCCAGAACUCCUACUACCCUCAUGGUAUCCGCCUGACCUCAGCAGUCCUGGGCGGGGACAGGAAGGUUCUUAUCGUCUUUAUGGCACCCAGUCAGCAAGACCGCACCCGCUUUGUUAGCGACCUCAGGGAGAGUAUUGCUGAAGUGCAAGAGAUGGAGAAAUACAGAGUGGAAUCGGAGUUGGAGAAACAGAAAGGUGUGAUGCGGCCCAGCUUGCUCACUGGCGGUGUGGUCGGAGGCGUGAAGGGCGAUGUUGUGAACGGCACCCUGGGACGGACGAGUUUUGAUGACAGCUGCUCAGUGGGCGAGGGUCUCAAACGCACGGCGCUCAGCUCAUCUCUCAGGGACCUAUCAGACGCAGGGAAACGUGGUCGCAGGAACAGUGUUGGUUCUCUGGACAGUACCAUGGAAGGCUCCAUCAUUAGCAGCCCACAGCCUCACCAACGCUACACAGUGCCAGGCGUGGUGCCUGGCUGCUAUGGAACAGAAGACUUUCGGCCUCACCGCCCCAUCCUGAGCCCCGGGUCAGGGGUGGGGGGUGGGCCGGGGCAGCAACAUACCACUGCUGGGACAGGAGUGGGGGGAGUCUCCAGCAGUGUAGAGAGAGCAGGAGCGGGGAGUGUCCCUGGGGGGAGCAGCAGCAACAACAGCGGCUCCUUCCUGGGCUCCCUAUUUGGCAGCAAACGCGCCAAACCACCAGGGCCCCUUAUUCCACCGGGGCCACCUUACCCCGCACCUGUACCCCCACCGACUACGGGAGGGCCCCCUCCUCACUCCCCGUCAUCGCUGUGCCAGCUGGACGGGGGACCCUCCAAGAUCCAGGCGCUGCACGCACAGUACUGUCACGUGGCCACCGUGCAGCCCCCGCCACCAUACUACCAUCACCAUCGCUACCACGUCCAAACUAUCCCUCCUCCCUUGCAAGGGGUGCCCCCUCAUACUGUACAGAGAGGCCCGCUUCCCUGUCGUGCACCGCUUGGCCCCCUGCACGGCCAGCACCCGCAGCUGGCCCAUCUCUCCCAGCUCUCCCAGCAUGGGCUUCCGGUUCGUUACGCCAACAUGGUGGUGGGAUGUCCCCCCCCCCUUUCUCCUCUCUCCCAACAUUCCCAGAACCCACAGUUCACCCUGUACCACGCGCAGCCUACACACUCUAUCAGAGGGGGUGCCGUCCCUGGUACCAAACUCCCGUUAACCCUGUCCCACUCCCACCCGCACCCGCACCCCCACGCACACUCCCAAACCCACCCCGGACACGUGCACACACCACACCCAGCCAACCACUCUACCCACCAAACACACUUCAUAUUCGGCACUCUGCCCCACAACCUUCCGUCCGCCUCCGUCAAUGCGCAUCACGCAGCUACCGUCGGCCCGUAUCUGCCCCAGUACCCUCCUCUUUCAUCUAUCCCCCCUCCCCCACCACAUUCCCCUUUACCCCCCCCUUCGUCCCCCCUUACCCCUCUUACACCUCUCUCCCCUCUCCCCCCCCAGCACCCCGGGCUGCCUCAGCAGGGGCCGCAGGUGACGGGGGCUGGAGCGACAGGUACAGGGGGCAGCUCCAAGUCCAAGCCUAUCAACCGGAUAAGUACCGUGGUGUGAGCCGGAUGUGGGGCCCCAGGGGUCAGAGGUCAGAUUAUAGAGUGGAGGAGGUGGGCAGAGCGAGGUCCAGGACCAAGUCUGCCAGGACAGAGAGUAACAGCAGCAGCGCUAGUGACAAGAGGAAACGCAGUUUGCUUCGUCUCUGUUA
Sebastes umbrosus (honeycomb rockfish) is the source of this 6048-nucleotide messenger RNA. It is a transcript of the gene iqsec2b, whose product is annotated as IQ motif and Sec7 domain ArfGEF 2b. Gene Ontology annotation, molecular function: guanyl-nucleotide exchange factor activity; protein binding. The coding region runs from base 1347 to 5900 and encodes 1517 amino acids. The transcript is spliced from 14 exons. Gene Ontology annotation, biological process: actin cytoskeleton organization; regulation of ARF protein signal transduction. Lineage: Eukaryota; Metazoa; Chordata; Actinopteri; Perciformes; Sebastidae. The record is from RefSeq and is a predicted model, not a curated record.